CAAGCCAACCAUGGAUUAAUGAUCUAGUGGCAAGAAUAUUAAUCUUUCUAAUUGUCUCUCUGAGCUAGUGUAGAGUUAAAAAUCUAGAUUAAUGUCCUUGUUCGAUAAUAUUGAACAAAUUAUGCUGCAACUUAAUACAGAUUUGUGAGGACAUACCCGAAGUGCUGGAUUCAGAUGUACCUGGGUUGGCUGAGCGUCCCAUCAACAUCUUCCUCCCUCGAUUUUUGCAGUUUUUCCAGUCACCACAUACCUCGCUAAGAAAGCUUUCCUUGGGUUCUGUGAAUCAAUACAUCAUGUUGAUGCCUUCUGCUUUGUUUACAUCCAUGGAUCAGUACCUUCAGGGUUUGUUUGUACUUGCUAAUGACUCUGCUACAGAAGUCCGAAAAUUGGUUUGUGCAGCAUUUGUUCAGCUAAUUGAAGUCCGUCCAACUUUCUUGGAGCCGCGUCUAAGAAAUGUAAUCGAAUACAUGCUACAAGUAAACGAGGACGCUGAUGAUGGAGUGGCUCUUGAAGCUUGUGAAUUCUGGAUGAUGACACAGUUAAUGUGUGGAAUUUGUGGAAGUGCAGUGCAGUGGCGCUUGAUGUUCUGUACUAGAAGCUCAUUUUUCAAGUACAGUUUUAGUUCUCAGGAUUUUUUGCUGGCUAAGCUGGCAACUAGUGGCGAUGCUGCCUGGAAAGACAGGGAAGCAGCUGUUUUGGCUGUUUGUGCCAUAGCAGAAGGUUGCAUUAAUGGCCUCUACCCUCAUUUAUCCGAAACUGUGGCAUUUCUUAUCCCGCUUUUAGAUGACAAGUUUCCUCUAACACGAAGUAUUUCUUGUUGGACACUUUCUCGGUUCAGCAAAUUUAUUGUUCAGUUUACUUGGCUACCACUGGUGGAUAGAUUAAUUCAACUCCCUCUAAUGGCUGCUGGUAUGCUUCCCUGUUGAAAUCUAGAUUUGACAUGCAGUUGGCUCCUUUGCACCUUCCUGUAUGCAGUACUCGACUUUGACAACAUUGACACAGCCUGGAGAAAAUAUGAUUCAA
Mangifera indica (mango) is the source of this 1023-nucleotide messenger RNA. RefSeq names its product transportin-1-like. Gene Ontology annotation, biological process: protein import into nucleus. Gene Ontology annotation, molecular function: nuclear import signal receptor activity. The transcript has 9 exons. The record is from RefSeq and is a predicted model, not a curated record. Lineage: Eukaryota; Viridiplantae; Streptophyta; Magnoliopsida; Sapindales; Anacardiaceae. Gene Ontology annotation, cellular component: cytoplasm; nucleus. Bases 294 to 926 code for a protein of 210 amino acids.